Ceratitis capitata (Mediterranean fruit fly) is the source of this 741-nucleotide messenger RNA. RefSeq names its product enhancer of split M1 protein (gene Kaz-m1). The transcript is spliced from 3 exons. Gene Ontology annotation, molecular function: protein binding. The coding region runs from base 111 to 632 and encodes 173 amino acids. The record is from RefSeq and is a predicted model, not a curated record. NCBI's taxonomy places the organism in Eukaryota, Metazoa, Arthropoda, Insecta, Diptera, Tephritidae.
CAUCGAUUGUUAGUAUAAAUAAAACAGCCAACAGAUAGACAUCAAAAGUGUUAGAAAGAAGUGUGUUAAAAUAGUUCAAAGAAGAGAGUCUUAACAGCAAGUGAAUAAAAAUGCUAAGCAAGAAAUCCAUCGUAAUAUUCGCAACGCUACUCGCCUAUUGCCAUGCCAAUGCCGUAGCUUCAACCGAUGAGACAAACGUGAAUGGGAAUGAAGAUCAGGAGGAGGCGUGUCCCGUGGUAUGUCCCGCUUUGUAUGCGCCAACUUGUGGUUUCGAUGGCGCUGACUAUCAGGAAUUUGUUAACCCUUGUAUGCUGCAAGUGACAAAUUGCGCGCGUAGAAAGGAACGUGCAUUGAAGAAACCCUUCGCAAAGCUCGACAUCGAUUGGUGCAAAACAAAGCAAAUUGAUAAUUUGUACGACUUCCUGGGCGAUUUGGCAGCGAAUCUGGACAAACCCGAGUGCUUGAGACCCUGUCCCAUGAUUUUCGAUCCAGUAUGCAUAACUAACGGUGAUGUUCGUGUGACAAUAGCCACUGCCUGUCAACUGGAUAUGUAUAAUUGUGCGCUGAAGGGCACCAAAUUGGGUUCCAAUCUCUUCAGAAUACUGAGCUCCAGAAAAUGUGAGCAGAGUUAAAUUUCCAAAUAGCUUUCAAGUACGCUUGAGGUUAUGAGUGAGUUUUAAGAAAGCAAAGUUCUAAGUUUUAUGCAAUUUAAAUAAGAAUAAAAAAUAUUGCAACACAGAC